Monomorium pharaonis (pharaoh ant) is the source of this 2034-nucleotide messenger RNA. It is a transcript of the gene Tap42, whose product is annotated as immunoglobulin-binding protein 1. The record is from RefSeq and is a predicted model, not a curated record. The transcript has 4 exons. Gene Ontology annotation, molecular function: protein phosphatase 2A binding. Gene Ontology annotation, cellular component: cytosol. Bases 237 to 1355 code for a protein of 372 amino acids. Lineage: Eukaryota; Metazoa; Arthropoda; Insecta; Hymenoptera; Formicidae. Gene Ontology annotation, biological process: regulation of dephosphorylation; regulation of signal transduction.
CUAUCCUUUUCUCGCAUUUCGUCAGCGCUGCUGAGCGCUGUUUCCAGUAUGUCUAGAUUUCAGUGGUCAAUUCAUAAAAUUUUUUGUUCUAAUUGGUCAAUAAAAUGCUUUAAAGCAUUGUAAAGUGGAUCGCACCUUUGGUUUUCAGUUCUCUCUCCCUGUUAAUCCUGUUAUGUGUGAUUUGUGAUUUAGUUAUUGCAUAUUUUUAACCUAGAUUAAAGUGAGGCAAAGUAACGAUGUCGGAAGAAAUUUUAUCGAAGGACUCAAGUCAUGAAAAAGAUAAGAAUGAUUCCACAACAUUGUCAGAGUUAUUUGACAACGCUUUUGAGUUGUUCAAUACUAUUAAUGCUACUGCAGAACCAACAAACAGUUCGAAAGUACAGUUGGAUGUAAAACGGGCAAUGCAUAUGUUUGAAGAUGCAACAAGACUGGUGUCUAUGGUAGAUAUGUUUAGCAGCAAUGAAACUUUUGACGAAGUGGCUACGGAGAAUAUCAAGUACUUCUUAUUACCAGCUCUGUUGGGCAAGCUCACUAAUCAGAUAUGCAGCACCGAUGACAGAAUGCAUCUUGUUAAAGUAGCAGAAGUCUAUUUUGUAGACUUUUUAAAACGGCUAAAAGCAUACAGUUUGACAGAUGUUGAAAUACCAGAAAUAAGUUCAACUGAUGAAAAGAAGGAGGCAGAAGCUAAUCAAAGUCAUAGUACACCAGAAUCUUCAUCGAGAAUGUUAGAAAAUAUGGUGAUUCGUAGAAAUGCAAAGUUGCAAAGAUAUCAACAGGAAAAAGAUUUAGAAUCUCGUUUGGAUAUUUUGAAGAAAAAUUUAGACAAUCCAAACAUUGAUGACGAAAUCAAGAGGGAAUAUUUCGUUACUCUUGUAAAAUUAUAUGCCAUCCGAAUUGUCGAGGAGUUAAAUUUAUUAAAGACGGAGAAAGAGAUAUUGGAAAAUAUGAAGAUGGAACCAAUGCACACUUUGGCUUCUGAAUCUCAAAGGACUCAAAAGCGAAAAUCAUCAGCUCCGAAACUGCAACCUGUUAUUAUUACACGUGAUGAAGUGCAAAAGAAAGUUUUUGGAGCAGGCUAUCCGAGUUUACCAGUUUUAACGGUACAGGAGUUCUACGAACAAAGGAUUAAAGAUGGAGAUUGGCCUGAUCCAUCACAGCAUAAUGCAAACAAUUCUCGCUGUCUGCAAAAUAUGGCAAAUAAAGAUAUAGGCGCAAACAGUGAGGACAACGAAGCCAUUUUGAAGGAGGAGAUGGAAGAAAAAGAUGAUUCCGAAUAUCUCGAACGCGCGCGUGCGAUGGAUGAAUAUAAAGACAUACAUCGACGCGGAUGGGGUAAUCGUGCUAAUAGAAGUUAGACAUAUGAGAGCAAUUUAAGAUCAAUGUAUGUUACAUAUUAUUCUAUAUCCCAUUAUGUGUGUGCGCACGUGUGUGUGUGUGUUGUAUAUAUACUUCAUAUCCUCAUUCAAUUGCGUGUUUUUAUUUCGAUAUUUGAAACUGUGAUUCCAGUCAUGUUUAUCGAAUUUGUAGAAAGUUGCGAGCCUAUCUUAAAAUAGACUGUGAAAUGCGUUUUGGAAACAUAAAAGAUGCUUUAAGAAUUAUUAAUGUAUCUUAUCAGUUAAGCAGUCUCUAACGAUCAAUAAUAUUGUACAAUAUUGUAUUCUUCUAGAAUACUCUAGAUAAUUUAAUAUUGUGCAAUAGAUAUUAUUAAUAGCAAUAGAUAUAUCAAGUGUCUACAAGGGUUGUUUUAGUAAAUCUAUUAAUAUAUAUUUUUAUAAUGAUGUGGAUAAUAAUUCAAUAUCUCCUUGAAGUUAUUGGCUGAAAAAAUAAUUGAAGUCGAAAAUGUUUGCAAGGCUGUGUAUUUUAUGUUUCUGUGUGUAACAUGUAAGAUUUAAUCGAAUAUGCAAGAAACCCAUUUGGGACUCUUCCCCACUCUUCUCAUUUAACAUUGAAUGUACUAUUAUUUUGCUCGUCGCAAGAAAGAAAUAAAAUCAUGAAUUAUUUAAUACGAAUCUAUAAUAAAUUUUAUCUGUGGGA